Molecule: messenger RNA, 327 nt
Organism: Ambispora leptoticha
Lineage: Eukaryota; Fungi; Glomeromycota; Glomeromycetes; Archaeosporales; Ambisporaceae
Source: the annotation of a GenBank genome assembly
AUGUUAUUUUGCCCAACUUGUGGUAAUUUAUUGCUAAUUCAGACUGGAGGGUCAAGAAGACAAUUCUUUUGUCAAACUUGUCCUUUUCAGUAUAAUAUUAUGAAACCGUAUAAAAAAGAGACACGCUUCAAGCGUAAAGAACUGGAUGAUGUGCUUGGUGGUGAGGAUGCAUGGAAGAAUGUCGAUUCAACUGAAGCAACAUGUCCCAAAUGUGAACAUAAACGUGCCUAUUAUAUGCAAAUACAAACGCGUUCUGCUGAUGAGCCCAUGACUAUUUAUUAUCGAUGCUGUAAUCCUGAUUGUCAUCAUCAAUGGAAUGAAAAGUGA